AUGACUACGCAAGCCUCUGAUUCCACGUCUGCUUCGUCAAAUGAACGCACCAAAACUGUUACAUCGAGCGAAAACAUUUCAGCUUCCUCCGAGCGAGAAGUCUUGAUUUCCCUUCUCAACGCUCGAGAGCCAUAUUCUGAAGACGACUUGGACGACAUAUCGUUCGCCCUGUUCGAUGAUGAUGAGCUCGAAGAAUUUUACACUCUCUACGAUGAAGGCGGACUCCAUCCUGUUUCUUUGGGUGAUCAGCUUUCAGGAGGAAGAUACACCAUUGUCAACAAACUCGGUCAUGGAUCCUACUCCACUGUGUGGCUCGCGCAUGAUGAGCUGCUGAAUCGCAAGGUCGCCAUCAAAAUCACUGCUACGACGAAUGUCUGCGGCAAAGAUGGAUUUUCUUCGGAUGAGCCCGGUAUUCUUCGACAGCUAGACGACGACAAGACGCAACACCCAGGCAGUCGGAGCGUCCUUCGAUGUCUUGACCACUUCACCCUUCGGGGGCCAAACGGUCUUCAUCAAUGCUUCGUCAGCGACCCGAUCCGUGUCACGCUCGCGCAAACCAAGUUCAGAAGUGAGGGCUUAUGGACGUUUCCUGUCCAAGUCGCGCGGGCAAUCACUGCUCAACUCAUUCUUGGCGUUGCCUAUUUGCACUCCAAGGGCGUGGUGCAUGGAGACUUGCAUAUGGGAAAUGUUAUGCUGGACAUGCCUGAAGAAGAGCUGGCGAAGCUCUCUGUCAAGGAAGUGGUCACCAAGUACGGUUUACCCCGUCAGUAUCCCAUCGAGCUCUGCCAGGCCGGGGUCGACUUUCACGGACCGAUUCCCGAAAACGCUCCUCCGUACAUCAUCGGGGCCAUGUACCUCGGGGACAGCUGCGAGAAGCUGCGCCUCUGGGACUCAAAAGUCCUCAUCUCCGAUUUCAACGAAUCAUGGCAACCCGCAUUGAAGCAGAGAUAUCAUCUCAACACCCCUGCCAAGGCCUGCGCUCCCGAGGCCAUGGUUGCUGAAACGCUGAGACAGCCUAUUGGAUUUCCUGCCGAUGUUUGGGCAAUGGGCUGCAUCAUCUAUGAGUUGCUCUCGCCAAGGGAUGUUUUCGACCCGGUUUUCCCAAGCUUUGAGCUCGCCUGGUUGAGAAUGAUCAAUAUCCUCGGCAAACCCCCAAAGUCAUGGUGGGAUGCGUGGGAAGAACGAGCUGACUUUUUCGACGACGAGGGGAACUACAAGCCGAACAAUAAAAUUCCUCACAAGUACCUCCCUCAGCUUCUGGAAGAUGAACUUCUGGCAGGUAUUGAACGCAGAGAAGAGGAUAUCACAAGGGUGAGAAACAUCGGCAAGAAGAGAGACGACAACGCAAUCAUCUCAAAGGCAGACGCCUGUGGAGAUUUAUCGGCCGAGGAGAAGCAGGAUCUGGUGGCUCUCUUGAAGAAAAUCUUCUGUUGGCUGCCGGAGGAGCGGGCGACGGCUGAAGAUCUCGCCAACGGACCGUGGAUGAAGAAAUGGGGUUUGCCUGCGAUCGCGGCCAUGGAGCAAGCGUAUGCCGACAAGGCUAAGGAGAUACCGGUUACCACUUCUGCUAUGGCAGUGAACCAUGGAUACGGAGCAUUAUGGGCUAACGCCUGGGCGUCCGCAGCAGCGAGAGGGCUCGGUCUCUUUCUUGUCCAACUCUUUGAGAGGGCCACGUCGGCUGUGACUGCAGGGUGGUGGUAA
Messenger RNA from Colletotrichum karsti, 1701 nucleotides. RefSeq names its product protein kinase domain-containing protein. The record is from RefSeq and is a predicted model, not a curated record. Gene Ontology annotation, molecular function: ATP binding; protein kinase activity. Gene Ontology annotation, biological process: protein phosphorylation; spliceosomal complex assembly; regulation of mRNA processing. NCBI's taxonomy places the organism in Eukaryota, Fungi, Ascomycota, Sordariomycetes, Glomerellales, Glomerellaceae. Bases 1 to 1701 code for a protein of 566 amino acids. The transcript is spliced from 2 exons.